Debaryomyces fabryi is the source of this 1941-nucleotide messenger RNA. It is a transcript of the gene PTR2, whose product is annotated as Ptr2p. Lineage: Eukaryota; Fungi; Ascomycota; Pichiomycetes; Serinales; Debaryomycetaceae. The transcript has a single exon. Bases 1 to 1941 code for a protein of 646 amino acids. Gene Ontology annotation, biological process: transmembrane transport. Gene Ontology annotation, cellular component: membrane. The record is from RefSeq and is a predicted model, not a curated record. Gene Ontology annotation, molecular function: dipeptide transmembrane transporter activity.
AUGUCUAACAUAAAGGAAGUUAGUGAGAAAGACCCAGUGAAGGACGAAUACAGCGUCGAUGAGACGGCAGAACAUGAUGUCGUGGACACUCAUCUCGAUGCGAGCUCGGUCGCAUCGAACGAAGAGUUUGAAGAUGAACGUAUCUACGAUUUUGACGAUACCAACAACUACUCAACCAACUUUGUGGAUGAUCACAACCCUAUGGGUUUGAGAAAGCCUACCAAACAAGAAGCUUCUUCUUUGAGAAGAGUUUUGGGUAGUGCUAACUGGGCUUGUUAUUUGCUUUGUGUUGCUGAGUUUGCUGAAAGAGCCUCUUACUAUUCAUGUCAGACUCUUUUAAGUAACUUUGUUACCAACAAAUUACCUGAAGGAAGUUCCACUGGUAAGCUUAUGCCUGGUAGUGUUAAUCCUGGUGCCUUGGGUUUAGGUGUGCCAGUUGCAACUGCCAUUACUUAUACUUUGACAUUCGUGGCAUACCUUGUGCCUUUAUACGCUGGUUAUGUUGCUGAUUCGCAAAUUGGUAAGUUCAGAGCUAUCUGGAUUGGUGUUAUCUGUGGUUUUGUUGCCCAUAUUUUACUUGUUGUGGCUGCUGCACCAUCUGUUAUUGAAGGGGGUCAUGGUAUUGUUCCUACUGUUUUAGGUAUUAUUACGUUGGCUUUUGGUACUGGUUUCAUUAAACCUAAUUUAUUACCACUCUUGAUGGAUCAAUACCCAGAACAAACAGACGUCGUUAAAACUUUACCAUCUGGAGAAAAGGUCAUUGUGGACCGUCAAAAGUCUUUGGAAAGAAUGGUCUUGGUUUUCUACUGGUCCAUCAAUGUCGGUGCUCUUUUCCCAAUACCAAGUGUUUACAUCGAACAAAGAAUCGGAUUUUGGUUCGCUUUCUUUAUUCCAAUCAUUAUCUACCUUAUUAUGCCAUUUGUGUUUUGGUUCGUGCGUCCUAGACUUAAGAAGGAAGAACUUCAAGGCUCAGUUCUUGUCAAUACUAACAAGAUCAUCAGAGUCCUGUUCAGAGGAAACUGGAUUAGGAGAUUAAAGAACAAAACCUUCUGGGAUUACCCAACUCCAACUAGCAUGAAAGCAAGAGGUGAAGAAUACUUCGUUGCAAAGAAGAAGAGUCCUAUUACUUGGACUGACCAAUGGGUUUUAGAUGUCAAGCAAGUUGUUAAUAUUUGUAAAGUUUUCCUGUAUUUCGUGAUUUUCAACCUUUGUGAUGCUGGUGGUACCGGUGCAACUCCAGCUUUAACUGCUCAAUCGGGAUCUUUGACAAGUGAUGGUACUCCUAAUGAUAUGUACAGUAACUUCAAUCCAAUCACUAUCAUUGCGCUUAUUCCAAUUUUGGAUUACGGUAUUUAUCCUUUAUUGCGUAGAUGGAAGAUUGACUUUAAACCGGUAUAUAGAAUUACCCUUGGUUUCUUAUUAGCAGCUUUGUCUCAGGUAGCAGCUGCAAUCAUCCAAAAAGAAAUCUACAGUCAAAUCGAAUGUGGGGACCAUGCCACAGAAUGUGUUGACAAGGGAAUUGUAGCACCAUUUAGUGCUUGGGUCCUGGUGACUCCAUACGUUUUAUCUGCUGCUGCUGAAUGUUUCGGUAACACUUCUGGUUAUGAAUUAGGUUACACUAGAGCUCCUCCUCACAUGAAAGGUGUUGUCCAAGCUUUGUUCUUACUUGCAACUGCCAUUGCUGCCGCUAUUGGUGAUGCUAUCAGUCCUGCAUUGAAAGAUCCAAACUUAGUCUGGUAUUUCGCAGCUUUAGCAAUUGUCGGUGGUGUCUUUACUCUUCUUUUCUUCAUUCAUUUCAGAAACUUACAUAAGACUAUGGAACAAGAAAGCAGAUUGAGAGCCAUUUUGAUUCGUAAAGAAAAUAAAUAUGAAGACAUUCCUGAAGUCAACAACUUGGCUCUGGUUACAUCGGCCACAUCUGCUGCUGUUAAGCAAAUCUGA